This is a messenger RNA of Alternaria alternata, 1113 nucleotides long. RefSeq lists its product as hypothetical. The record is from RefSeq and is a predicted model, not a curated record. Bases 304 to 1029 code for a protein of 241 amino acids. The transcript has a single exon. Lineage: Eukaryota; Fungi; Ascomycota; Dothideomycetes; Pleosporales; Pleosporaceae.
AGAUUCCCAAGCUACUUCUCACCACCACUGCAUUCAUCAAAAUGCUCUACCUAGCAGUAGAAACAACGCGCAAGCUAACAAAAGCGAUGAAACAUCUGCAUAUCACUCCUUUAGGUUGAUACAACUAGCUCUUCGUUCGUGGCUGCCACGCUGCUCCACUAUGUGCAUUCCCUUUAUCUUUCUCAUCUGCAUAAAGGAAAUGCUGAUACUCUCAAAUUCCACGUCAAUUCUUUGUAACAAGCAUCGAGAGGCUGAUCCUUUUUCUCACCAUCUUUACACAUUAUCGAGUCAUCUGCCUUUGCCAUGGAUGCUCAGAGGCGAGCACCGUCAGUAGACAUGUCGUCAAUUCCGCUGAAGGACAUGCUUUCACCGGCUCCGUCGUAUAGCUCUACAUUCCUUUCGCAUGUCAUUCCUUUCACUCCUCAACACGACACUCUUGCUGGGAAAUCACAAUGCGGCACAUCAAACAACCCCUACUACCAACCCACCACGCCUGAGUCGCCAUCCUCGAUCCGUCACUCAAGCACCAGACCAUCGUCAAAGAAUGCGGAAGAAGCCCGUGUCAAGCCCGAUUACCAGGACACAAACCAUCCCCACUUUGCACGAUCUGCUAGACCAGGCUUCCCAACCACACUUCCCGCACGAAGUCGAAUGCCUCGGAAAUGCAUUCUUGUGCCGUGUGUACUAUUUGCUGUCUUCUUUCUCGUAACGAUAUGGUUCACCUCAAUCUUGCUUGGCGCCUGGUUCUUAUCCAUCGUUCACACCACAUCGCCGGCUCCUACAGUGCAGGAGAUUUAUCUCUAUAUCGACGGAGAAGCCCCUCAGGGAAGCCUCUCUAUAUCCACAAACACCGUUGCCUUACCCACGAGUAAUGUUACCCUUACUACAAAAUCUCCGAUCCCAACGGAACCGAUAGGCCAAACACUGCCUGACAUGAGCAAGGGCAUGGACAGACUUUCUACGUCAAGCGAAAGACGCACUGUGCCAGCGCCUACGGGUUUUGCAACCAUUACGAGAAGAGGACCAUGAGGAAGACUUUUACGCCCAUUGAAGCCGCCCCACUUCAGGCGCUGAGACAGCGCGUCAUGGAGUGCAGCCUCAUAAAAGGCAGCA